Molecule: messenger RNA, 618 nt
Organism: Sporothrix brasiliensis 5110
Lineage: Eukaryota; Fungi; Ascomycota; Sordariomycetes; Ophiostomatales; Ophiostomataceae
Product: peptidyl-prolyl cis-trans isomerase NIMA-interacting 1
Exons: 2
Coding region: 1-618 (205 amino acids)
Cellular component (GO): cytosol; nucleus
Molecular function (GO): protein binding; peptidyl-prolyl cis-trans isomerase activity
Source: RefSeq, a predicted model, not a curated record
AUGUCUGGCGAGAACCGCGAAGAAACUGGCCUGCCGCCCAACUGGGAGGUCCGCCACAGCAACAGCAAGAACCUCCCUUACUACUUCAACUUUGUCGACAAGGCGUCCCGCUGGGAGCCGCCCGCCGACACCAACACCGAGCAGCUCAAGCUGUACAUGGCCAAGUACCACUCGGGCCACCCGUCUGUGCCUGGCGGUGGUGGCGAUGCCGCCGCCGCGCAGCAGCAGCAGCAACAGCUGCAGCAGGCUGGCAAGAUCCGGGCGGCGCACCUGCUGGUCAAGCACCGCGAGAGCCGGCGGCCGAUGAGCUGGCGCGAGGCGGAGAUUACGCGCACCAAGGACGAGGCGCGGAAGAUUAUCGAGGGCUACGAGCAGCAGAUCCAGCGCGGCGAGGCGUCGCUGGGGGAGCUGGCGCUGACGGAGUCGGACUGCAGCAGCGCGCGCAAGCGGGGCGACCUGGGGUAUUUCGGCAAGGGCGACAUGCAAAAGGAGUUUGAGGAGUCGGCGUUCAGCCUGCGGCCGGGCGAGACGAGCGGCGUGGUGGAGACGGCGAGCGGGCUGCACCUGAUCCAGCGGUAUGUUGUACAGGGUGGUGGCGAUGGCGGUGUGGUGACGUGA